Dujonia railenensis is the source of this 1461-nucleotide messenger RNA. NCBI's taxonomy places the organism in Eukaryota, Fungi, Ascomycota, Pichiomycetes, Serinales, Debaryomycetaceae. The record is from the annotation of a GenBank genome assembly.
AUGGUUAUGUCAGUAUCUCUUGAACCUACGUCAGAAUCGACCAGAGAGGCGUUCCAGUCGUUAUCUCUUUCCAUCCCCAUCGAUACUGCCAAGUAUCAGUACAUAUGCCAAUUCCUUGAGAGAGUAUUGCUGCUUAAGGAUGAGAGAUCCAUCUUGAUUGAUACCAGUGAAGGUGUCAAUUUGAAGUUGGGAUGUGUAGAGCUUUUGCCCAACGUAUCGUUUCCAUUGGAUGCUUGGGUCAACGAUCAAAUUGUAGUCAGGGACAUCCGAAUUAAGAACUCCCUUUUGAAUGAAAUCAACUCUUUGAUUGAGAAAGAGGUAGCAAAUACCCAGUCGGGUACACCGGUGAGGAUCGAUGGUAAUGUCAUCAGCUACUACGAGAAGUUGUUGGUUGCCUACCGGUUCCUCGAGGCACCAAUCAUGCAAGUAAACUCAUCUCCCACAAAUUCCACCUCCUACCGUACAGAUUAUCCCUUGCGUGAAGAAGAAGAUGAAGAAAAUGACGAUGUUGUGAUUGCCAGGACAAUCUCCAACCAAUCUUCUACGAAUUCGUUACUGAAGACAUACCACUCGUUAUUUGGAAAUGGCAAUAGUGCAAACACCAAUAGCAUCAUAUCGGGACCAACGUUAAACCACAAUAGCAGCAUUGCCAAUGGAACUUCACUCAAUGGCAAUAAUAACAUCAGCAAUGGCAAUGCUUUGAAUAACAACAACGGUAACAACAUCAAUAGCCAUAAUACUGGUAACAAUAAUAUGAAUAAUAACAGUAGCAAUAACAGUGGACACAGGUUAACCUUUACCAGGAAGAAGAGAUUCCUGACAUUGCUUGGCCAAUCAGCUCAAGCUUCAGAUACUAAUUUGAACGAACAGAAUGGGUACUAUGAAGAUGAAGAGAAGAAACACCAAAACUUGAAUGGGUUGUUGGCCAAGUCAAGGAUUUAUAAUAAAUUGAAGAAAAAUCGUGAUCUGUCAGCUUCAUCCACGUCUGUCAUAUCAAAUCCUACUAGUUUAUCUCAUAGCAAUAGGAAUAGUAUAGCUACUACCAUGACUUCUAGUACCAAAAGAAGAGGCAGUAUCCAGACGCCUGAAAUGCUCAUAGAGUCAAGAUCAUCUGUCAUAUACGGGGGUUCUAGCGGAGGCGCUGGUGGAGUAGGGAUGAGUGCCAGUGGAGGUUACACAAGCGCUUCAAGACAUUCAUCAAUAUACUCAAUACCUGGAUUGACCCCAUCCCAAAGACAAGAUAUCCAAAAAUCCAAGUUUGACUACUACGUACAGUUAAAGAAAUUGUUACGACUAACCAAGCAAGUCUUAGCUGUGAUCAACGACUCGUUUGAGUCUCGCGACAUGCUUAAUCUUGUGGAGUUUAUAAAGAGAUAUGUCAUGAAAUUUAUUGUAAUAGAUAUGAACGAAAUUCUUCUCGAAUAUGUCGAGCAUAAAGAACUUUCGUUGUAUAGGAAAUAG